GCGCCGCUCUGCUCACCGCCGGAGCGGGAGGCGGGAACAGGGCCCGGCGGCGGGGCCUAGCGCGCGUCCUCCCUCCUGAGGCGAGCCGGCCUGCCGCAGGGCCCGGCCGCGGCCUGCCGCCCAGGCCAGGCGGCAGGCAGGGAGGGGAGGUGCUGCUGGCGUGAGGGCGGAGCGAGGCGGGGGCGGCGAGCUACCGGCGGCAAGGCGAGGCGUGCCGCGGCCGGAGGAGGCGCGCAGGGAGCCGGCUGGCUCCCCCACUGCAGCCCGGAGAGGGACGCCGGCUCACCCGGGCUCCUGCAUAAAAAAUGGCAUUUCAGAAGGCUGUGAAAGGAACUGCUCUCAUUGGAGGAGGUGCCAUAGCAACAGUUUUUGGCCUCUCUCAAUUUUCUCAGUAUAGAAACAAACACGGUACCUUCGUGAAUGUUCAGGCUGCAGAAGCUGUGCCUGUUCCAAUGAAGAGUCAUCUCCCCACAAGAGAGCAACAAAUUUUGACACUGCAGACCACAAGUGAAUUUGAUGUCCUUGUUAUAGGUGGAGGAGCAACAGGAUGUGGCUGUGCUUUAGAUGCAGUCACUAGAGGACUAAAAACAGCCCUUCUAGAAAGAGAUGAUUUCUCAUCAGGGACCAGCAGCAGGAGUACUAAAUUGAUCCAUGGUGGAGUGAGAUAUCUUCAGAAGGCCAUCAUGAAGUUGGAUUUCGAGCAGUACAAGAUGGUGAAAGAAGCACUUGAGGAGCGUGCAAAUCUGCUUGAAAUAGCUCCUCACCUAUCAGCUCCUUUGCCAAUAAUGCUACCUGUUUACAAAUGGUGGCAGUUGCCAUACUACUGGUUUGGAAUAAAAUUAUAUGACCUUGUAGCAGGAAGUCAGUGUCUGAAAAGUAGUUAUGUCCUUAGCAAGUCAAGAGCCUUGGAGCAUUUCCCAAUGCUACGCAAAGAUGAGCUUGUUGGAGCUAUUGUCUACUAUGAUGGACAGCACAACGAUGCGCGGAUGAACCUUGCCAUAGCCCUCACUGCUGCCAGGUAUGGUGCUGCCACCGCCAAUUACACUGAAGUGCUGCGCUUGCUCAAGAUGACAGACCCGGCCAGCGGGAAGGAGCGUGUGUGUGGUGUGCGCUGCAGGGACGUCCUAACAGGGCAGGAAUUUGAUGUCAAAGCCAAAUGUGUUAUCAAUGCUACGGGACCUUUCACGGACUCUGUGCGCAAAAUGGAUGAUCAGGAAGUACCAAACAUCUGUCAGCCAAGUGCAGGCGUGCAUAUUGUGAUGCCUGGUUAUUACAGCCCUGAUCAUAUGGGUCUGCUUGACCCAGCCACCAGCGAUGGCAGAGUGAUUUUCUUCCUGCCGUGGGAGAAGAUGACUAUUGCAGGGACCACGGACAGCCCGACCGAUGUCACUUCCCAUCCAAUACCAACAGAGGAAGAUAUAAACUUCAUUUUGAAUGAAGUGCGCAACUACCUUAGCGCUGAUGUUGAAGUGAGAAGAGGAGACGUGCUGGCAGCCUGGAGUGGCAUUCGUCCUCUGGUCACAGACCCCAACUCCAAAGACACACAGUCAAUAUGCCGGAAUCAUGUCGUUGCCAUUAGCAAUAGUGGCCUUGUCACGAUAGCAGGUGGGAAGUGGACAACCUACCGUGCCAUGGCGAAGGACACCAUUGAUGCAGCUAUUGAGGCGCACAAUUUGAAAGCAGGUUCCAGUAAAACUCUUGGACUGCAGCUGCAAGGGGCUGAGGACUGGAGUCCCACUCUCUACAUUAGAUUGGUCCAAGACUAUGGACUUGAAAGUGAGGUGGCUCAGCAUCUAGCUUCAACAUAUGGCGACAAGGCUUUUGAGGUGGCCAAAAUAGCCCAAGUUACAGGAAAGAGAUGGCCUAUUGUUGGAAAGCGUCUUGUAUCUGAAUUUCCUUAUAUUGAAGCUGAGGUUGUCUAUGGUGUCAAAGAGUAUGCUCGCACAGCAGUGGAUAUGAUUUCCCGACGUACUCGCUUGGCCUUUCUGAAUGUGCAGGCUGCAGAGGAAGCCCUGCCAAGAAUUGUAGAUAUAAUGGGGAAAGAACUUAACUGGAGUGAGCAGAAAAAAAAGGAGGAACUUGAAGCUGCUAAGAAAUUUCUCUAUUAUGAAAUGGGCUACAAAGUAAAAUCAGAUCAAUUAAGAGACAGCUCUGAAAUCAGUCUAGUGCCUUCAGAUAUUGAGAGGUACAAGAAGCGAUUCCGCAUGUUUGACAAGGACAAGAAAGGGUUUAUUACUAUAUUGGAUGUGCAGCGUGUCUUGGAGAGCAUCAGUGUGCAAAUUGCUGAAAAUACUCUUCAUGAUAUUCUAAAUGAAGUGGAUCUGAACAAAAAUGGACAGGUUGAGCUCAAUGAGUUUCUGCAGCUCAUGAGUGCUAUUCAGAAGGGCUAUGUGUCUGGAAGCCGGCUGGCUGUGCUCAUGAAGACUGCUGAGGAGAAUCUGCAUCGGCGUGUGGGGAUUCCAGUGGACCGGAGCGGUGGUGGACUGUGAGUUCAAACACAACGUCUGCGCACAGCCAUGGCUGAUGGAGAUGCGUCUCUGCUGAAAAACAUUCCAGUGCUUCUGAUUGGCCUUGCUUGUUCCAGAUGGCCGACAUCUGUCCAUGGGUGUAGCUCUUACAAAAAUACAUUGGUGCAUUUGUUUUCAUUAUUAAUGGUUUUCUGUGCAGCUCUUAAUACUCCAGUAUGUGGCCUUUUGGAUUGGGUAUUCUUUAGACACAGGGGUUCAUUAACAAGAGUUCAGGAAUACAGGUUAGAAAGAUUUGGGUGCACACGCAAGCACAUGUGCACAUACUGCCUCGUUCAUUAACUUCUGUAUCACCUUUACCUUCAAAGAAAACAAUGCUCAGAAAGUGCGUCCUGCCUUUAAAUGCAUUGCAUUGAGUUUUGUGAAUAUGCAUUUAGUGUUUAAAAGCUGUUGAUCUCUCCUCAACAAAAGUGAGACAGGGAAAGCUGGUGUUCUGGAUUGGAGAUAGUAUCACAGCAGGAUCAAGACUGGCACUUUCUGGGGCAGCAAUUGUGAAGAACUGUCAUGAGCCUUCCGUAGGUGGCUGGUUUUGCUCUUCCGAGUGCUCUGUUAUUUCAGUGGUACCAAUACUUGGCCAGACAAAAAUAUCGGCAGCAUGAAGCUGGAAAACUACAGGACAUAUUGAUUAAUCACCCAAGCUAAUAAUUUAUUUAAAAGCAAGGGGACAGCUUUCCUUUCUCCCAUAUUAAUAAAAAUAAGCUUCCUUUAAUAAAUAGUGUAGUCUAACAGGUGGUGGUUUAUGCUGUAAAGGGCUUCAUACUGUUUCCAGUUUUGGACAAACCCUGAUGAUCUGUAGAAUAUGGCAGUUUUAAUAGCAUAAUUAUCUUAAUUGUUCAUUUAAAAAUGCUCAAACACAGAGUGAAACAAUUAAAUUUGUUUUGCACUACACUAAAUUGUAUAUAAAAGUGAAAGGGCUAUUUUUCAGCAGAUAAAUGUGGGGGGGGAGGGGGGAAUAGGAUCACUCGAGCUGUUUUCAACCAUGUUGUGUCUGUCUGUUUGCCUUUCCGUUGUUGGAUCGACUAGGGUCAAGAUCAGGUGGAAGACUCCUGCCUAAUGUAGAACAAGGAAGGGAAAAACACAAGAAUGGUUUAUUGAUGAAUUUGUCAUUCUGUUAUAUUCUUUAAGUAUAAGUACCAAUUUACAACUUAAAUCAAAGCUGCAGUUCCAAGGUGUUAGAAUCUCUACUUGUGUAGAAUCUAAUCUAUUUUAACCAAUGUCACCACUUUCACUAAUGGAAAAUAUCAGUACAGGACUGAACAACAAGGAUUGAUUUGAUAUUUUAAAAGGGAAGAUGAUUACAUACACAAAAUAGAGAUGGUGAGGAGUGUUCGUAUGGAGCAUAGUAAGUACAGAGGUUAUGUUUGGCUGGAGAGGAAGAGUCCUUUAAAAAACAUAAAAAUUCAGGUGCUUAAAAAUGAUAGAUAAAAAACAAAACAAAACAAAAAACACCAACCAAAAAAGAAGGGCAAGCCUCAUUUAAAAUUCAGUAAAUGGUUAUAUUUCUAUCAGCCCAGUUUGUAAAAUCUGGAGUGAAGGAGACAGUUUUGGGGAAAAUGCCUUUCAGAUGGUUUUUGCAUGUUAGAUUUUUCGUUGACCCUGCCUUUUACCAAAACGAUGGUGUUAUUCAGGGUUGUGGCUUUUUUGCUUGGAGUCCUGUGCUGGGUGGGUCCGAUGCACCCACCCUGCAUCGUCUGGGUGACUGAGGAUUUAGCAUGUUUGGCAAUGGAAGAAUUAUUAUUAUGGAAGAAACAAAGGGUUUUGUUUCUGCGGUCCUGCAAACUUUUCUUUUUGAAAUAUGUUCCAGUAUCUUCAGGUAAAGUAUGUAAUGUUGGGCACAGCUUCAUAUCUCCAAACCCCUCUUCAGAUAAAAACACAAUAACAAAUUUUGCAUACACUGUAGAACUGGGGGGAAUGAAUGUAGGAUACACGGGUUGUUUGGGUUCAGUGAGCAAGGUCAGGAGGGAGGGGGCUUAGGAUUCUACUACUAACAAUAAGUAGAGAAAAAAAAAAAGGGAAGAAAAUAAAAGUAAUGAGACCUUUUCCAGGCCACAUAGAGAAAAAUAUUUACAAUAUUUACAAAGAAAAAUUCUCCUUUCUAAAUGGCACUGUUAAGAAUUAAUAAUAAAAGUUUACCUGAGAAGCCAAGGCUUUCUGCUUUGCACCCAAAGUAUACUCUUUGUUCUCUCGUUUUAGUAAUGCUGCAUACAGGAUGGGACCACGGGAUUUUCCUGGCUCAAUGUGUCCUCCGAUAGGAAUUUGCUUUGCAUCUUAGGCACUUUACUGUCAUGCUUCUCUGCUCUUUGUAUGCCAUAGCAAGAUCUUGUAUGACCACCCUGUGUAACAAGAUUGCAUGUGUGACCUAAAACAGCUAAAUCUAUACUUGGAAAAAUCUAGAAGUAUUUAUCACCCCACAUCUGUUUUCAGGAAUGUUGGCUUUGGUUUGUUUGGUUUAUUUUCUUUUCAUGUGAAUGUACUGUAGAAAGAGUUGUACAGAGUCAUUGUCUUGCAUGGUUAUGGUCCUAGGUGGAUAGCCAUUAAUGUGUUUUGGGUUUUUUGGGGGGGUUGGUGUUUUGGUUUGAUUUGGGUGUUUUUGUUUUUGGUUUGGGUGUUUUUGGUUUUUUGUGUUUGGGGUUUUUUUAAUGGGUUGUUGGUUUUUUUUUUUUGGUCUUUGAGGUGGGAGUUUGGUUUCUGGAUGUGGGAAUAUUUUUGAUUUUAAAUAAACUGCACGCCUGGAGGGGAGGGGAUGCAUGUACAUGCAGUGUGUUUAUAUAUGUGUGUAUAAACACGUGUGUACGUAUGUGCACACAUGUAUACGCAUUGCCUGUUUUACACUUGGCACUUAGGUAUUUUGUUAGGUUACUGUUCUAGACUGAACUGUUAAAUACUGUGUUUGAGGCUGGGUAGUCAUUUUUAUAACUGUCUUGGUGUUUUACUGCCAUUAUUUAUUACUUUUGAUAUACAGAAUGAGCCGCAUGCAUUUAUAGAGCAAUAAGAGGAUGUAUUUAAUGUGCCUUGUUUUUAACUGAGUAAGAAAGAACUGAAAGCAUGAAUCAAUAAAACUGAUUAAAAAUGGUC
This is a messenger RNA of Strigops habroptila (Kakapo), 5600 nucleotides long. RefSeq names its product glycerol-3-phosphate dehydrogenase 2 (gene GPD2). The record is from RefSeq and is a predicted model, not a curated record. Gene Ontology annotation, cellular component: mitochondrion; glycerol-3-phosphate dehydrogenase (FAD) complex. The coding region runs from base 306 to 2489 and encodes 727 amino acids. Gene Ontology annotation, molecular function: glycerol-3-phosphate dehydrogenase (quinone) activity; calcium ion binding. The transcript has 17 exons. NCBI's taxonomy places the organism in Eukaryota, Metazoa, Chordata, Aves, Psittaciformes, Psittacidae. Gene Ontology annotation, biological process: glycerol-3-phosphate metabolic process.